AUGCCAGUUGUCACUCUAGGCACCGUUACGGAUAUCAUUGAACUGGCCCGUGUUCUGAAAGAUCUCUACACGGCUCUUGACGAAAUACGCGGCUCGACUGCAGAAUAUCAAGAUGUCGCCGCUGACUUGCGACGGUUCAGUGUCCAUAUGCAAGCCGUAGAAGAAGUGAUUGCGUCUUUCCCAGAGACGGCUAGCCCUCACGCUGUCGCUUUAAAGCAAGACAUCAAGGGUUGGACGGAGCUAGCACGGAAAUGGCAGCUCAAGUUUGGUAAAUACGAGAAAACCCUGGGUACAGAAAAGGGCAAGAUCCUGUCGAAGCGAACUUAUCACAAGGUUGUAUGGUACCUCCGAGGAAGGCCUCGCGUAGCGAAGUUCAGGACAGAGCUUGAGGCCGCACAGGGCGGUGCUUUGCUGCAAUUUAUGGCUAUCAUCGGCUUCGUUCAACGCGGCGACUACAUCAUGUCACUUGUGCUUACGCGGGACCAGGGUGACGAGCUUGAGCGGAUCAUCCGCCCCCCACAGUGGACACUCACGGUAACAGAUGGAGCGGAGUUCACGAUGACCAUAGCGAUGAACGUCCCCACAGGAGAUGUUUGUCCUCGACGUCCUGGCAAUGAGCCGCUGCCACAGCCGCCGGAAGUCGAACAAGAAAGUCUUAACGAUGUAUUGAAAUUCUUCCGACGGCUUCACAUAAAUGUUAUCGGCGAUGGUAGUGAACAUGAAGGCACGAGCGAAUGUGAAGGCGUGAUCGAGCAAGAAGGCGCCACCGAACAUGAAGACGCGACCGUACAUGAAGACGCGAUCGUACAUGAAGACGCGACCGUACAUGAAGGCGUGAUUGAACAUGAAGACACAACCGAACCUGAAGGUGCAACAGAGCCCGACAUAAACGACGAUAGGCCCACCGUAUCAGUGUAUCGCUCGCCGGAUAUCUGGCCAGACCUCAUCAACCGUGCGAAUGGAACACGUACCCUCAUAGAUGCGGAUAACAGUAUCACAACCAACCCUCGGCAAUCUGAGGGGAACCGCCCGCAACUAGCGUUGCCCAGUGCCCUGCGCGGGCGCAAGGCCCUUGCGGGCCUGCUCCUGGGGCCGGGCCAGGCUCAGGCUUGGCUCGGACUGAGCCCCGGGCCUGAUCAUGGUGGUUCGACACAGUCUCCUUCCCGCCGUCUCCGGGAGGUGGAGGGCCUAUCCGAAUACCAAAUGACAUAUAUACCAGCCGUUCCCCGUGCCACACCUCGACCACAAUUCUGUGAUAUCCGAUCAAAUCCUGGACCUCGCUCACAUCCAAACUCCACAAUAUGCUCCCUCCCGCCGUCACCGGGAGGUGGGGGGCCCAUACCAGCCGUUCCCCGCGCCACACCUCAGCCACAAUUCUGUGAUAUCCGCUCAAAUCUCCGUCCACCUUCAAACUCCACGACCUUACUCUCCUCCACCUCCCUGGUACAAAACAUUUGUGAACAACCGGCAUCGGAGGAGAGUCUCCUCGUUCGGGGUAGCGGGCUAUUUGUCGGGUAUUAG
Postia placenta MAD-698-R-SB12 is the source of this 1521-nucleotide messenger RNA. RefSeq lists its product as hypothetical. The coding region runs from base 1 to 1521 and encodes 506 amino acids. The transcript has 5 exons. The record is from RefSeq and is a predicted model, not a curated record. NCBI's taxonomy places the organism in Eukaryota, Fungi, Basidiomycota, Agaricomycetes, Polyporales, Adustoporiaceae.